This is a messenger RNA of Alternaria burnsii, 4203 nucleotides long. Its product is annotated as cellulose synthase catalytic subunit. Gene Ontology annotation, molecular function: oxidoreductase activity, acting on CH-OH group of donors; flavin adenine dinucleotide binding. The coding region runs from base 1 to 4203 and encodes 1400 amino acids. The record is from RefSeq and is a predicted model, not a curated record. The transcript has 7 exons. Lineage: Eukaryota; Fungi; Ascomycota; Dothideomycetes; Pleosporales; Pleosporaceae.
AUGGUAGCAUCUUAUUUGUUGAAGGCUUUGCUGCCAGUGGCUGUUCUCACCAGCUAUGCUGCGGCAGAGACUUGUGCUGGUGGUGAAUGGGACGUCAUUGUCGUCGGUUCUGGUCCAGCAGGUAUCGUCGCAGCAGACCGUAUGAGCGAAGCUGGCAAGAAAACUCUACUCCUAGAGCAAGGUGGCCCAUCGUACUACGUAACUGGCGGUCGUGCUCGCCCGGAAUGGUUGAACGGGACUGAACUCAGCCGAGUUGAUGUGCCAGGACUCUACAAAUCAAUCUUCUCGAACUCGGGUGAGGGCAACCUGACCUGCGCAUCAGAUGUGGUCAACGCUUUCCAAGGAUGCACUGUCGGUGGUAACUCCGCCAUCAACGCUGGACUGUUCUUCCAGCCGCCCGCGAGUGAUUGGAACCGCUAUUUCCCAGAUGGCUGGAAGGACGCCGACAUGCAAUCCGCGAUUAAAAAGGUCAGGACGAAACAGCCGAGCACAGACAGCCCAUCCCAGGACGGCAAGCGGUAUCUGCAGAGCGGCUACGAGGCUGCGAAGCGAUGGCUUGUUGAUGGCGCAGGGUAUGCGGAUAUUGGCCUGAAUGACGGUAUCGAGAACCAUAACAAGACGAAGGUAUUCGGACAUCCCAUCUGGUACUAUGAGAAUGGUCAAAGGAGUGGGCCAGUGAAGACGUAUCUUCAAUCUGCGCUGAACAGAACGAACUUCUCUUUCCAGACUGGCACCAAGGUAUUGCGUGUCCGCCGAGAUGGCGGUGUAGCAACUGGUGUCGACGUUCAGACCAAUGGUGCAUCCAGUUCACACAAGAUCUGCAUCAAGAAGGGUGGAAUGGUCGUCUCUUCCGCCGGCGCACUUCUCAGUCCUCAACUGUUGAUGUGGUCGGGUAUAGGCGAAGCAGAGACUUUGAAGAACCUCUCUAAAAAUGGUCACGUUACCGUUCCUUCUCAAGAGUGGAUUAACAAUACCGCUGUCGGCAAUGGCGUCUUCGACAACCCAAACACCUUUAUCGAGCUGUAUUCCGACGAAAUCGCAUCAUACAGCUAUAGCUACUCAAACCCACCGCCGUCUGACGUUGAGCUGUAUCUCAACAACCGCUCAGGACCCUAUACAUUUGCUUCUCAAACGAGCGCGUUUUGGGAUUACAUCGAGCAGGGUGAUGAUGUAGUGGGUUGCCAAGGCACCAUUGACUCUGCUGGUGCGAUGGACCUUUUGGAAAACGGUACCAUUACACUCAACGUCUACGGUACCUCUGGUCUCCGGUCUGUCGGUCGAGUGAACUUGGACGUCAGGGGUAUCGCCCUUCCGAACUCAAAUUUCUACUCCGACCCCCGCGACGCAGCAGCAAUCGCCACAUUCGUGCACAACAUCUUCCAAGCUCUUCCUCCUACCCUCACACCACUCAACAUUGCGAAGAACUCCACGCUUGAGCAGAUUUCAACCUGGUUGACCACGCCAAGUGCUUAUACUCGUGGCAAUGUGCAGCAUUGGAGCAGCAGUUGCAGAAUGGAAUCAUGUGUUGAUGCAAACACGAAGGUGAUUGGUAUGCAGAACCUAUUCGUGAUCGAUGCAAGUAUUGUGCCGCCUCUUACUACCAACCCGGUCAUGGGUGUUAUGAUUGCGGCAGAAAGAGCAGUGGAGAGGAUAUUAGCGUUGGGCAGCAUCAUCAUGUCUAAUGACUCUGGCGCAAAGCACGCCUCGAACGGCAUCAACUUCACGCCGACUGAGCGUCACGACACAUAUUCUUACAUCAGCCCUACCAAGUCCAACCUUUCGGGAAAACAUGUCCUGAUCACUGGUGCUUCCAAAGGCGUCGGCCGCGCUACAGCCAUCAGCUACGCAAAAGCAGGUGCAUCCUGCAUAGCCCUCGGCGCGCGAUCCUCACUAUCCGAAGUCGUCUUGGAAGUUCAAUCUGCAGCCAAAGACGCAGGUCAUUCGCAACCACAUGUCUUGGCCCUGAGCCUCGAUGUCACCAGUAAAGACAGCGUAGAUGCUGCAGUGAAAGAAGUGGCCGGGAAGUUUGAGGGAAGACUUGAUGUUCUUAUCAACAAUGCAGGAAGUCUCACCCCCUUCGCCGGAGUCCCAGAAUCUGACCCCGAAGCCUGGUGGAGCGACUACGAGGUCAGUGUCAAAGGCCCUUAUCUCGUGACCCGCGCAUGUUGGUCUCUACUCCUCGCUGGCUCCAAAAUCAUCAUAAACCUUACAUCCAUCGGGGCUCUCAUGAUCGUUCCGCAAAGUUCAUCCUACGGACCAGCGAAACUAGCUUCUCUGCGCCUCACAGAGUUCAUUGCCCAAGACCAUGGUGAGGGAAAAGACGGCAUGGUAGCUAUUGCUGUGCAUCCUGGCGGCGUGCAAACAGAACUUGCUUUGAAAAUGCCGGGGCAUAUGCAUGAAUGGCUUGUUGAUACACCAGAAUUGGGAGCGGACACAUUGGCUUGGUUAGGAAUUGAGAGAUACCAGCUAGGUUUAGCCUGGUUCUUCAUUGUCGUUGAGUUGUUCCAAUACCUUCCUACCAUUCUACUUUAUCUCAACCGUGUUUUUGUCUUGCGGCGACCCAGAAGACAAAAGCUUCAUCUCGAAGGCGAUGAUGUUCCAGCGGUAGCUGUACUCAUUACCGCGUGUGGGGAGGAUAACGACACCAUCCUCAAUGUUGUCAGGGCUGCAUGCGAGACAGAUUGGCCAUUGAAUCGCCUCAAUGUGAUCUUGUGUGAUGAUGGUCGGUCGAGGGAUCUGGAAGAAAGGAUGUUACAUGUAUCGCGGCAGUACCCACACGCACACUAUACGAGUCGUGAGAAGCCAGAGGUACCAGAUUAUAAAGCGGGUAAUCUCAAUAACGGGCUAAAUUUUAGCGCAAAGCUCACAGACUUCCCCUCACCAUUCGUCGCAGGCUUGGAUGUCGACAUGAUAGUCCAACCAAAUUGGCUACGCGCCAUGAUGCCACAUCUUCUCAACAAUCCCAAGAUGGGGAUGACAUGCCCACCACAGUACUUUUGGAACAUUCCGCUCGACGAUCCAGUGCGACAAGAUCUCGAUUACUUCUAUGCCAUGACGGAGCUUAUUCAUGAUGGGCUCGGCGCAGGCGAUUGCGUUGGGUCCGGGUAUCUGGCGCGUAGGGAAGCAAUAGAGGACAUUGGUGGCUUUCCUACAUACUCGAUCAGUGAGGACACUGCUUGUAGCUCCAUGCUCCUCGGCAAAGGCUGGUCAGUAGCUUAUAUCGAUGAGUAUUUGCAAUGCGGUGAGAUGCCGGAUACUCUGUCUGGUCAUAUCAAACAGCGGACGAGAUGGACCAUUGGGAAUGUUCAAACAGCGUUCAAGAUCAACUUUCGCCUUUGGGGCCCGACUGUCCCCUUCUGUAACGCCCGCCAACGCCUCGCCGGCUACGUUUUUGGUGCAGGAUCUGUGGUGAACAGCGCGCUUAACUGGCUGGGUUACAUCGGUCUUCCACUUGCACUACUAGCUGGCUAUCCUUUCGUAGUCUACUACGAGCGCUGGCAACUCGCUUGGCUUCUGCGACUCGUCUGCAUUUGGAUUUUUGCUGAUACGGCGCACAAGAUGAGUCUGGCGUUGUUUGUUGGGUAUCGGGACGCGAUGCGCUGGGAUCAAGCCGACGUUUGGCUGAUUCCAUACUAUACGCUCUCUCUUGUUCGUGGUAUGGUACUUCCGACACGCUUCGGUGGGACAAAGCCUGGAUUCACGCCUAGUGGAAGCCUCUCUCUGGAGAUCAAAGAACGUGGGCCGAGGCCUUCGGGCUUUUUCAGCCGCUUACGUGCGAUACUAUUCCAACAGAUGGUCUGGAUACACGUCUGCUUCAUUCUGGCUUGCAUCCUCGGUGUGGUACUUAACAUUGUACGUUGCUUCGACCCGGCAGCUCAAAUCAGCACUGCGUACUCGGCGGCUGAGCUCGUCCUCUCAGGCCAUGAUCGAUGGGUAUUUCUGCUUACCAGGAUCGGAUGGCCGCCGGUGUGGUGGCUGGGGCAGCUGGCCAGCUGUUGGAUUCCGGUAUAUUACCUGAUCUGGCCACCGAACGAAGUCACCGCCGACGAGGCAUUGCAACUGGAUGAGAAACGUGGCGUACGAUACCCGAAGAAGGAAUACUCCCGCCCACGGAGGACGAAGAUGGGAAGACCUACCGACCAUCUGACUACGGUGGUGUUUGUGUAUUCGGUUGUGUGUUUCGCUGGGUCAUUUUAUGUCUAG